Alosa sapidissima (American shad) is the source of this 6913-nucleotide messenger RNA. It is a transcript of the gene frs3, whose product is annotated as fibroblast growth factor receptor substrate 3. The record is from RefSeq and is a predicted model, not a curated record. NCBI's taxonomy places the organism in Eukaryota, Metazoa, Chordata, Actinopteri, Clupeiformes, Clupeidae. Gene Ontology annotation, cellular component: cytoplasm. Gene Ontology annotation, biological process: cell surface receptor protein tyrosine kinase signaling pathway. The transcript has 7 exons. The coding region runs from base 592 to 2565 and encodes 657 amino acids.
UCCAACCAGCAGGCUAUCAUCAGUCACCUGAUUUGAAGUGUUACAGCACACAUUUAAGACCGGCGUUGUUACCUAUGUUCUUUUACAUCUCUGAAGUUAUUCGUGUACGUCACCAUCCAAUGGCAAACACGUUCUCACAUCAUCUCUUGGUCCUCCAGCGGCUCUACCUUCUUGUCGCGGCACCAGCCUUCGUUGUCUGGCUGUGAACUCUAACCUCAGUGGUCGGGAAAUGUCAGAGAGAGGCCCGUGCUGCAGCAAGGGGGCGUUUAAGGGAAAAACAAUAGCCUUUAUUGUUAUAUAUUUAAUAAUAAUCCUUUUUUUUGGAUGCGCAAAUAUAUUAAUCAACGCAAAUCAACGAUUCUCCAUUCUCGUCCGCUGACAGCAAGCGCGCGGCAGUAUUUGCAGCCUUCAUCUCGUCUCGUAUUGAAAUCUUGGCCAAACAUGAGAGGGGGUACUCGACACCUCAGGGAAAUGGUUUUCCAACAAGAGGGCUCCUUCCUCGCCAUGACCCCCAGCAGAGAACUCUGGGAUUGACAGAAGCAUCACUCCCACUGAUGGCCUGGUGUGGGUUUCAGCUGUCCUGCUGAAGCUAUGGGGAGCUGUUGGAGCUGUCUAUACAGGGACUCCAUUCAAGACAACCACCCCAACAAGUUCAAGGUGACCAAUGUGGAUGAUGAGGGGAACGAGUUGGGCUCGGGAACUAUGGAGCUCACACAGACAGAGCUCAUCCUGCACACACGGAAAAGAGAUGCCAUCCGGUGGCCCUACCUCUGUCUCCGGCGCUAUGGCUAUGACUCCAACCUCUUCUCCUUUGAGAGUGGGAGGCGAUGCCAAACUGGACAGGGAAUCUUUGCAUUCAAAUGCUCACGUGCAGAGGAGAUCUUCAACCUACUGCAGGAACUCAUGCAGUGCAACAGUAUCAACGUGGUGGAGGAGCCGAUGCUAAUGACCAGGCCAGCACACACACCUGAGAUAGACAUGUCACGAACACCACAAACACCCAAUACUCCAGCAUUCCCAGUUCAGGGCUUUCCCAAUGGAUAUCCAGGCUACUCAAUCAGCGGUGACUCAUCUCAGCCCUCUCUCAAUGACGACCAUGGACACAGCCUCAUGGGUUUAGAUGAUCAGGCUCACACCUAUGUGAAUACUGUUAAUGUGGAAGGGGAGCUCUCCAGUCGACAUUGUGUACACUCCCUGCCUGAGGUGAGGCCCAGCUCUUUUCAAGACAGCGGGUGUGGUGGUCCCUCCACAGGCCCAGCCAGCAUGCACUGCUGUGGGCCGCUGGAUGACCACAAAGACCCUCAGGUCUUCCUACAGCCGGGCUCCCAAGAGGUGAAGUUCAUGCUGGGGCCAACGCCUGCCCAGCGUCACCUGCUGGAGCGGGAUCAGCAGCGCCACUCUCACCAGCUGCCCCCUCACGUCAUGCGCAGCGGCGGCGGCGGUGGUGGGGCCGAGACCAGCUCAGGCACAGAGGGUGAGGAGCCCCCUUUACACAUGUGUAACAAUCACUCAUACCACCACUACCACCAUCACCUGAUGCACAUGCACCCGGAGAGCUGCUCCGCACCGCCCAGCCAGCUCACCUACGAGAACAUCAACGGGCUGCGCGGCUCGCUGAGUUCCGCUGGCCGGCGCCAGCGCCUCAGCCCCAGCAGUGUGUCCCAGUCGCUGGGCUCCAGCAGCAGCAGCAGCACGGGGGACAUGCACCCCCACUCGCUGCCCCUGGUGUCGCACGCUCACCCUUCCUCCGCCUCUCUGCCCCACCCGCUGCCCCCGCAGAGCUACAGCUGCGAGAGGGGGGGCCACCGGAGGACGGCGCUGCUCAACUACGAGAACCUGCCGUCUCUGCCGCCAGUGUGGGAGUACCGUGCACUGCAGCGGCACGAGGACGAGGACGACGAGGAGCAGGACGAGGACGAGGAGGAAGAGGAGGAGGAGGAGGAGUACGAGGAAGAGGAAGAGGAGGACGAGGAGGACUUUGAUGAGUACGAGUUCUCCGAGGGGCCUGGCACACCCAACGGCUACCACCAACAGGAGGCUGGGGUCCACCGUGACGCCCUGCAGAACUACGUGAACACCGACCAGAUGCAGAUCCCUGCACCCCCGCGCCACGCCUGCCCCCCCCACCUGCCACCCCACCCACAGAGGCCCUGCCAGGCCGAGAGGGGCGGGCGGAUCUUUGGCUUCCCCCACCUCCGGCGAAGGUCUGGAGGAGGGGGCAGCGCCAGGGGCGGGAGAGGCAGCUGUGAACACGGUCACAUGCCACCACCACCAUCCCGCCAACUCAACUACAUCCAGGUGGACUUGGAUGGUGAGUCGCCAUCAGUCUGUCAGGGGCAUGGGGCUGGGGCAGCUGGCGUGGGCCCUGUGUCCCAGCGCUCCCUGGCUCACAAGAGAGGCAUGGCAGCAUCGGCCUCAGGCCCACCCCCACCGCGCCGCAGUGAGUUCUACGCCGUCAUCGACCUGAAGAAGACGGUGGCCAUGUCCAACCUGCAAAAAGCCCUGCCGCGUGAUGAUGGAACCUCGCGAAAGACUCGCCACAAUAGCACUGACCUGCCUCUGUAGGACUGGGAGGAGAGGGAGAGUGUGAGUAAGGCGGCUAUUAAAAGUUAACUCAAAGCGCUCCAACACUAAUGUCUGUGCAUUAUCGCCAUGGAGCAGUUUAGUUUUUUCCUCAUGUUUAAUACCUCUUCCACCACACCUUCAUUAUAAAUAAAGGUUACACAAAGGGUCCUUGCUGAACACUACUGGAUGAGAUAAUGUAGCAUGACGGGGAAGGAUUUGUUAUUAGUUUUUUUUUUUUUUUUUAAAUACUUUAAAAGUCCUGUCUUGGGGAAUCAAUAUUCUACUGAAUGGCUUGUUCAAAGCUGAGGAUCUCCCAACUCCAUGUAUUUAAGAUUUUGUUUAGCUCCUUGAGGACAGUGUUUACAAUUUUUCACUCAAAAACAAGUACUGAAUCAAAACGUAUCCUCUACAGUACCAUAAUUAAACAGGAUGUAGCAGAAUCCUUAUUUUGUGUACCCACGUCUGGCCUAAAUUACAAUCAUAUCAGAGAGCAUGUACUGAGUUCAUUUUAGUGAACAAUUUGAAUGAAAUCGUUAACAUGCUUCUCUGGGUAGGUCUUUGGGUUAGUGUCAUCUGCCUUCAAUACAGAAAUUAGAAAUUGCACAUUAUCUUCCACAAUUGUAAUGAAACCUCCUCACACACCAGUAUAAGGCUAAAUUUACAUUGGCAUGCUGGAUUAGUGGAUGGCCACAUUUAUCAGUCAUAUUUGUUUCAUAAUAAGGGAGCAACAUAAGUAAUAGGUUUCUUGGACUUACUGGUUAUGUAAUGCAUAUUUAGGGUGCAUCAGGUUGAGUAUAACAGUCAAGGUACAUAAGUCCUAUGACUUUGGUGAUGUUCAAAAGAGUUUGGCCAUGGAGUAUUUUUACUUAUCCUGUGAAGAGCAAGGACUGUUUUUGUCUAGAGUCCUAAAAUGCAGGAUGUGCCAUACUGUGAUCAUGCCUUGCUAAAAGCUCAAACCUUCAGGCUUAAACCUUCAGAGAUAAUGCUGCUUGUAAACAAGGAAACAAAGAUGGCUCAUGUAUAUACUGUAUGAGAAAGAGAACAUAUCCUCUGAGACGUAUAGCAUAGUAAGACUUGAUAAGAUACUGCCAGUGUUUGAUAUGUUUAUAAGAAGUGAUUGACAUCCCCUUAGAAAUGACCUCUUGAAAUAUCAUCUAUUACAGGGAUGGGAUAGGAGGGUAUUUAAAAAUCAUUCCAUUAAGUUUUUUUUACUUGACAGGACAGAUUUAUUUAUUAUUUAUUUACUUAUUUAUUUAUGUAUUUAUGUAUGACGUUACCUUUUGAACAGCAUUAAGCUCCAUUGUGAUUGUAAUCCAGACAAUCUGGAGACCAAAGUUUCACUUGUGUCAACAUCAUAAAUAGAUAGCCUACCAGCGGAGCUGAAUGUUUGCUCAGAAAAUAUACAGCAUGUAUGGAGGAGAUUUUUCUCUCACAUAUUGUUGAUGUAUAGUGCCAAAUUUGAAGUUGCUAAAAUAAACAUAAAGGACGUAAUUUAUAUUACAUUAAGAGAGGAUUUAACCUGAGGGCUACUAAUAACUUCCACAACAUAAAUGCAGCUCAGUCAAUUCUAACUGGGCACUUCCUUUAGCAGUCAACUUGGUCUAGUCAAAGGCAUUGACCAACUUCUGGUCAUGGGAUCAUGUUGCCCUGCUCUCCUUUCACAACGCGCUUGUGGCUAUACUUAGCAAAAGGAAAAAGCUCAAAUGUUUUUCUCACACAGUUUCCUGUUACACACCUUAUAGAAGAGAGAAAAUAUGAAAGUCCAGAGCAUUGGUAUGAUGUCCUUGUCAUCAUGGCCAAACCUUUCAUCACAUCACAGGAUCGGCUUGCCUCAUUGUCACACAAUAGUAAUGCAUAGCUUGCACUUCGACUUAUUUUAAUUUUUUUUUUUUUAAUUGACGGCUAAAGCCAGAUUCACUAAAGGGCUUUAGUGUGUGCAGAAUGUCAUAAAUGUGUCUAACCUACUUACACCUGAGUAGAGUUUCAUGUGAUUCUGGCCUCUGAUUCGAAUAACAUUUUGCAUAUUAAGCCAUGCUACAUGACAAUAAGGCCACGUAGAUAAUGCAGAAGAUGCGCAUUGCUAAUCUGUUGACUUAGAAAUAUAUAAGCUUGAAGAGAAGAAAAAUAUUUUGCCACUUUUCUGAGGGGGUAUAUUAAUUUCUAAACAUAUAUUUUUUAUGGUAUAGUAUGUUUUAAAGAGUGUUUACAUUUUGCAAUAAUGGCCAAUGAGAGUUAAUCAGACUGGAACCAGGUUGUCGUAGCAAUGUAAAAAUGGUUGUGCAGUGUUGAAAUUCCUCUGGAUCACACAUGUCUGAAUCAUCACUGACCUCACUCAGGCUUUUUGUGUUGAUAAAUAUGUUCUGUUGUGCUUCAGUUAAGCUUGGUUAAGAAAGAAUAGACCACAUGAUCUGAAUCCAUUUCUGAAGCAUACAAUAUUUACACUUUUACAGUAGGUGACUCAACUGUGCCAUAUUAGUGAUUAUUGCCAAAUACUGUUUUGGGCACUUAUGGCAUUACUGAAUGUUGAAAUCUAUGAAUCCAUAAGAACCAGAGUAGGCUACAUUUUCUUAAUGUGUGUGUUUACACUAGUAUUGUAGGUUUCACUUGAAUACUGAAUGUUUUUGAAGGUUUACAUCAGAGAGAAAAAAAACAUUUAAAGUUAUCAUCAACUGCUUUUACUCAACAUUUUAUAAUUUGUCAUUUGUAGUGUUUUGGCAUUUUUUUCUUUUGAUAUGCAUAGAUUGUAGGUUUUUAUGGAACCAUUGUUUUUAUGCUGAGGAUACCUCAGAACAUUAUCAGAAGCUGCCAGUGCCUACCAUUGUGUCUAUGUCCUAGCAGCAUCAACACCUGUUGCAUACCUAUAAUUAGCAUCCCAUUAGAAGACUAGUUUGUACUUCAGACUCUUCAAAGCAAUCAAUAGGUCAGCUUCUUUAUAUAAAAUAGCGUGACUUUCUCUUGUCCACAGAGAAGUUGAUUUUAACCCAACAGAAAUCAGUUUUAUUGAAGAAAAAAAAGAAUCCAUCAGCAAUUUGUUCAAUCAAGAGCUGUAUUAUCUUGAUUGUUACUUGCGGUUGAGUGAGUGCUGGUCAAAACAACUCUUUGGCAAACCUGGUUGAUUGUAAUGUACACUGAUGAUUCUGUGUGCCAAAUUUGGAUGAGAGCAAAGCCCAUAAAGGACAGACUUCACUGGGGACUAGUGGCUCACUCUCAUUGCUGUAUUUUCCCCCCAGAGUAUGAAUGUAAUAAACAGUAAGACCACCGUGUGCAAGUGGACACUUGCACUCAUAUGUUUCUAUCCUUGCCAUGAAAAUAACAAAAGAUAAAAAGUGGAAGUGUUAUCAUUGAUGUUUUGUCUCUAAACGUUUCAAAAAGCAGAGAAAUUGCAGUUUGUUUUCUUUGUAUACAGUAUUUACAUUUCUUCUAUGUAUGUAUUUCUGUGUAUGUACAUACAUAUAUAUAUAUAUAUCUAUAUAUAUCGACAUAUAUAUGUGGGUAUGCGGUGACAGUCUGCUUCUUGUAUGUUUCAUUUGGGAAAGGUGAAAGGGAAACAGUUCACAUUUGCCACUGCGGUUAAACACGGGCACAGGGGGAGACAGAGUAGAGUGAGUGAGUGACAGAAUGAGGAAGGAUGACAGUCGAAGAAUUUAUUAAUUAUUAUUCUAUUGGUUGAAGCAUUGCCAUGUCACUUUGCAGAAAGCUCCUUUAGUAAUAUUGUCAUUUUAUCAACCUCCCCCUUUACUCCCCUUCCCCAAACAAAUCAGGCAUGCCCUCUGGUGAAUGCUAUUUUCAGUUCUUUACACCUUUUGAAUCGUAAAGGCUUGUACAAUUAAAAUGAAUGUGAUUCAAUGUAUUAUGUCAACAUUAAAAUAAUCAAACUGUAAAGAGAUAUUUUGAUUACUAUUUCAAUCCAAAGUGGAUUUUUACACACUGUUUUUCCUUUGGAGGAAAAAAAAUCGCAAAUGCUGCCUGGUUAAGACAUACUUUCAACUCACCUAACGGAUGAACAAUUUUACCAACAAUGUUGUUGCAUACUCAAAAGAAAAUAGGUUAUUAAUUUAGAUUUUGCCUAAAGUUAAAUGCUAUUUUUUUUUUCAGAUUUGCUGUAACAGUUAGCUGCUGGAUAGCAAUUUAAGCAUGAAUUCAACUGUGUAGGAGUCUGGCUUUUGUGGACAGCAGAAUGAGAAUGGUCUUAAAAAUGCUGUUUUUGCAGGAAGCUGUAAAUAUCCCUCACAAGGUAGUCGUGUCAAGUUUUUGUCUUUCCAUCUUCGUAUCCUUUUUAUUUUGUUUAACUGAUUUUUGAUAAUGUGUCAUUGUGAUCAACAAACAUAUUAAAAUGAAAAUAAACUUU